UUCAUAUUUGUUUUCGCAAGAUGUUGACAGACGCCUCACAGCAGGAGACUGUGGACAGUGUAGACACUGUGGAGAGUGUCGAUACUGGGGAUCAGCCCUUGCCCUCCUCCACUUCUGACGCUGGGACACAGUGUUCUUUGAAGCCCCCCCGAUGGUCUCAAGUUGUGCAGGUUAACCUGAAGCCCAAGAUGGUCAGCGUGGGCACACAGACAUCGUUCGGCACACAAACCUCCACUCCCCUUGCUAGUCCUGAACAGACAGAUGAAGAUGAUGAUAAUGCCUCUGUCAUCAGUGACUUAUCGUGGGUGCCCGAAGAGCCGAUGCAUGAGGAGGACUUGUUUGAUGAGGAGCCACCUUACACGUGUGACCCCCAUCACAAUGGCAUUGACAAAUUCAUUGUUUGCCAAGAGGAGCUGAUGGGCCUUUUUGUCAUCUGUCCGGCCUGUUGUGAGAGGUCAGAUAGUAGCAUCGUGCAGCAGGAAGGAACUUUUCUUAAGAUCAAGCAGGUCUGUGCAUCAUGUGGCUACCACCGUUUCUGGCAAAACCAGCCAAUGCUCCACAGGAACAUGCCGACCUGCAACCUCCUGUUAAGCGGGGCCAUUCAUUUCACUGGAUGUUUGGCCACCCAGACAUUAAGAAUGUUGACUCUGUUUGGCCUGCAGUGCAUCCGUGCGAGCAGUUACUUUCGCCAUCAGCGCCGCUACACCAUCCCUGUAAUCGUUCAGGCCUGGCAAAACGAUCAAGCGAAGAAUUUUAGUGACCUACGGGCAAUGGAUGGCGGGCUAGUUCUUGCUGGUGACUGCAGAUCAAUAAUGCUUGGAUCACCUUGUCACUGUUGUUGGCUAUACAGCAAAACCUGUGACUUUGCAUGCAUGGAGGAACGGAGGUUUGUGUAA
Molecule: messenger RNA, 896 nt
Organism: Xyrauchen texanus (razorback sucker)
Lineage: Eukaryota; Metazoa; Chordata; Actinopteri; Cypriniformes; Catostomidae
Exons: 5
Coding region: 21-896 (291 amino acids)
Source: RefSeq, a predicted model, not a curated record